This is a messenger RNA of Plasmodium gaboni, 1941 nucleotides long. RefSeq names its product putative EMP1-like protein. NCBI's taxonomy places the organism in Eukaryota, Apicomplexa, Aconoidasida, Haemosporida, Plasmodiidae. Gene Ontology annotation, molecular function: host cell surface receptor binding. The record is from RefSeq and is a predicted model, not a curated record. The transcript has a single exon. The annotation marks the transcript as partial. Gene Ontology annotation, cellular component: membrane.
AUACAAAGAUUUUCUAAAAAAAAAAAGGAAAGAAUGGAAUGAUAAUUUCCAAAAAUAUUUGACAGACAAAGAAAAUGAACAAAAAGAUCCAAAAAAGAUUACUGACACCAAAGUGUAUAGUCAUCCAAACCAUUAUUUAAUAUCUGCUUGUGCUAACAAUUCAUGUAAUGGAAAAGAAUUUAUAGGAAUAUUAAGUAAUAAAAAGGAGUAUGGGGAAUAUGAAAAAGUGUGUAAAUGCGAUGCAACGUCAUCAAAAAAAGAAGAAGAAGCAAACCCAUGUAGUGAUAGUUAUACAGAGUAUGGUUGUACUGAAAAAAAAUAUGAUUUAGGUUUAUGGAGUAGUACAUAUGUGACGAACCCCCGAGAUCAUGGUAGAGUUUUUGCUCCACCUCGCCGAAACAGUAUAUGUAUCGGUUGGCUGUUCUCUCCACUAGAUACGAGUGGUGGUAAAGAUAUUGCCAAAAAUGAAUUGAGAAAAAAAGUUAUUGAUGCCGCAAUAGGGGAAGCACAUUAUUUGUUUAAAUAUUAUAAUGAAAUAAAACAAAUUAAAACUGGGAGUAGUGACAACACAACAGCACCUACUGGAUAUUGUGAUGCAUUAAAACGUUCGUUCGCAGAUAUUGGUGAUAUAGUUAAAGGCACAGAUCUGUGGUCUGGAGGGUAUUCUGAGCUCGUCGAAAACAAUAUUUAUGCAGUAUUUCAAUUAGAUAAUGAUGGCAAAAAUGGUACAUUAGUUAAAACAAAAGAAGAAUUACUAGAAGAAAGAAAAUCGUGGUGGGAUACUAUCCGUGCAGACGUAUGGAAAGCAAUGAAUUGCAAAGACAACAACAAAUGUGAUGACACCACUAUACCUGAUGAUGACAAGAAACCACAGUUUUUACGAUGGCUAGAAGAAUGGGGACAAUAUAUAUGCGAAGAAAGGAAAAAACAUUUGGAUGACUUAAAAAAUAAGUGUAAUGGCAACAGCAACAAUAUUACUGACGUUAAAUGCGCCAAUUCCACAAAAGAAUGUAAACAACAAUGUAAUAAGUAUAAUAGAUGGAUAAAUGUAUAUAAAAGGGAAUGGACAGGCCAAAAAUCAAAAUACAAAGAAAUAUAUGAUAAUAAAGACAAAACAGGAUAUGAAGAUUAUAAGGAACAUGUAAAGGAUCAUGACAAUACAAAUAAAUAUAUAGAAAAAUCGAGUAAUAAAUGCAAAAACAGUGGUAGCAACCAUAUAAAUUUAGAUGAUGUUUUCCAAAAACGUGAUAAUGAUUAUAAAAAAUACGAACCGUUCUGCACAACGUGUCGAAUCAACGAUAUAGCUCAAAAGGCAAAUGAAAAAAACAAACAACAAAAACCUGCUGUUGUACCAAGUAGUGGUGGUGGCGGCGGUGGUACUACACCAAAAAAUGGUGCCAACCAAGUGGAUUCCACUAAGACCGCGUCCACUACAACACCAAAUUGUGACGACAACACACGUGGUGGGUGCACGAAAUAUAUAGAAGCUGACGACUAUACUAAAAUUAAGGGACAACAAAAUUGCGAAGGAUUAAAAAAAGCAGCAGACGAGGGGAAAAUUAAAUGGGACAACAGUGAUGGAGGACUUAGCUAUUUGAAGAAAGGUGCCUUUUCAAAUGACCUUAUAUCUCCAAAUGUAUAUCUUCCUCCAAGGAAACAAAAAUUAUGUUUUAGAGGAUUAGAUGGAAAAUAUGAUGGCAAAGAUAAUGGUGUUAAUACUGAAGAUAAAUUGAAAGAACAAUUAAUGAAAGUUGCUGAAUUUGAAGGGAUCAAUUUAGGAGAAUAUUAUAAAGAAAAAAAUAAACAAGGACAAAAUAAUGAUAAAUAUAAUUAUGAUGUUAGUCCAUGUAAUGCUUUAAAAUACAGUUUUCUUGAUUUGAGAGAUUUAAUUUUGGGAUACGAUAUGGUAGAACAUGAUGCUACUGGAACAGGAAACAAAAU